Messenger RNA from Nannospalax galili (Upper Galilee mountains blind mole rat), 2956 nucleotides. It is a transcript of the gene Oca2, whose product is annotated as OCA2 melanosomal transmembrane protein. The record is from RefSeq and is a predicted model, not a curated record. The transcript is spliced from 24 exons. Gene Ontology annotation, biological process: transmembrane transport; melanocyte differentiation; melanin biosynthetic process. Bases 135 to 2636 code for a protein of 833 amino acids. Gene Ontology annotation, cellular component: melanosome membrane. Lineage: Eukaryota; Metazoa; Chordata; Mammalia; Rodentia; Spalacidae.
CCCUCCAGAGCUGCAGGGGCUGAGACUUCUUAUCCCAGACACUGUGUUCCAUUCACCACUCAGAACUUGGAUUUGGACAUUAGACUUUACUGCUGGAGAAAAGUCAGCAAGUCUUCAGAAGAUCAACAAUAGACAUGCACCUGGAAAGCAAAGAUGGCAGCCUGGCCUCAGCUGUGCUGGAAGUGGAGCUGCAUCAGACAUCUGCUUUGUCCAUUCCAACUUGCGCAGGUGCUGCAAAGCUGCUGCCAGCUAGACCUACCACCACAAACUAUGAGCACUGCCAGGUAGACCCCUGCAUCCCAUACCCCAGCCAGGCUGCUGGGCAGAGCCUCUGUGUUCCUGAACCCAAAGAUUUUGACUUGUUCCUCACAGAGGGGAGCUCCAGCUCCAAAGAUCUCUGCUUUAAAGAAAACACUCCUUUGCUAUGGAAUUCCUCACAAAAGAAAGGGUCACGGUGCAUGCCUGCUCACCACCCAGAGUUUAUCACUGCUGAAGAAUCCUGGGAAAAUGGCUUGACUGACUGGGAACAAAGAUACAUGCUGGGCAGAGAGGUGGCUAGUCUGUCUGCAUUAGCCUCCUCAGAAGAAGGGGAACUUCCAGGCAGUGGCCUCCUCAGAGUCCGAGUCUCCAAGCUGGGGCGCUGUGUGCGGUGGCUGAAAGUCACAGGCUUGUUCAUCUUUGUGGUGGUAUGCUCUAUUUUGUUCAGUCUCUAUCCAGAUCAAGGAAAACUCUGGCAGCUGUUGGCCGUAUCACCACUGGAAAGCUACUCUGUGAACCUCAGCAGCCAUGUGGACUCCAUACUGCUGCAGGUGGACCUGGCAGGGGCCCUAAUGGCUGGUGGCCCAAGUGGUCCAGGGAAAGAAGAGCAUGUUGUGGUGACAGUGACCCAGACGGACUCAAUGGGCUCCAGGUGGCGACAAUCACAACAGGUCACUCACAAUUGGACUGUACUUUUAAAUCCAAGAAAUGAGCACUUGGUGGUGAGCAAGACCUUUGAAAUACUAAGCAGGGAAGCUGUUUCCAUUAGCAUCAGUGCCUCCCUCCAACAGACUCAGCUCGUUCCUCUCUUGUUGGCUCAUCAGUUCCUCGGAGCAAGUGUUGAAGUUCAAGUGACUGUCGCAGCGGCCAUCCUCGCAGGGGUUUACACUCUCAUAAUAUUUGAGAUUGUUCACAGAACUCUGGCAGCCAUGCUGGGGGCUCUUGCAGCGUUAGCAGCACUGGCUGUGGUUGGUGAUAGACCCAGCCUGACCCACGUGGUGGAGUGGAUUGAUUUUGAGACUCUGGCCCUGCUGUUUGGCAUGAUGAUCUUAGUAGCCAUAUUUUCAGAAACUGGAUUUUUUGAUUAUUGUGCUGUAAAGGCAUACCGACUUUCUCGAGGAAGAGUAUGGGCCAUGAUCAUCAUGCUUUGUCUCAUUGCUGCUGUUCUUUCUGCCUUCUUAGACAAUGUCACCACCAUGCUCCUCUUCACGCCUGUCACCAUAAGGUUAUGUGAGGUGCUCAAUCUUGAUCCACGACAAGUCCUGAUUGCGGAAGUGAUCUUCACAAAUAUUGGAGGUGCUGCCACUGCCAUUGGGGACCCACCAAAUGUUAUUAUUGUUUCCAACCAGGAGUUGAGAAAAAUGGGCCUGGACUUUGCGGGAUUCACAGCACACAUGUUCAUCGGAAUUUGCCUCGUUCUCCUGGUCUCCUUUCCACUCCUCAGACUCCUGUACUGGAACAAAAAGCUUUAUAACAAGGAACCCAGUGAGAUUGUUGAAUUGAAGCAUGAGAUUCAUGUCUGGCGUUUGACUGCUCAGCGCAUCAGCCCAGCCAGCCGUGAGGAGACAGCUGUGCGUGGCCUGCUGUUGGGGAAAGUGCUGGCGCUGGAACACCUGCUGGCCCAAAGGCUGCACACUUUCCACAGACAGAUUUCACAGGAUGAUAAAAAUUGGGAGACCAAUAUACAGGAGCUACAAAGAAAGCACAGGAUAUCAGACAGGCGUCUGCUUGUCAAAUGCCUGAUAGUGCUGGGGUUUGUCAUCUUCAUGUUCUUCCUCAACUCUUUUGUCCCUGGCAUUCAUCUUGAUCUUGGAUGGAUUGCUAUUCUGGGUGCCAUCUGGUUGCUAAUUUUAGCUGAUACCCACGAUUUUGAGAUCAUUCUCCACAGGGUGGAGUGGGCAACUCUCCUCUUCUUUGCAGCACUCUUUGUUCUGAUGGAGGCAUUGGCACACCUCCACUUAAUAGAACAUGUUGGGGAACAGACUGCUUUGCUGAUAAAGAUGGUUCCAGAGGAUCGGCGACUUGCAGCUGCCAUCGUGCUGAUAGUGUGGGUCUCAGCCUUGACAUCAUCCUUGAUCGACAAUAUCCCAUUUACCGCCACAAUGAUUCCUGUACUCUUGAACCUGAGCCGAGACCCUGAAAUUAGCUUGCCUGCACUACCACUCAUGUAUGCCCUGGCCCUUGGUGCUUGCCUGGGAGGUAACGGCACACUGAUUGGAGCAUCUGCAAACGUUGUUUGUGCAGGGAUUGCAGAGCAGCAUGGGUAUGGAUUCUCUUUCAUGGAAUUUUUCAGGUUGGGUUUCCCAGUGAUGGCUGUAUCCUGCACCAUUGGGAUGUGCUAUCUCCUUGUUGUUCAUGUUGUGGUGGGAUGGAAUUAAUAGCUGCCCAUCAUUUGAAGACUGAGGAAAACCUGCUCCAUCAGCAAAAUCAGUCAGAAGACCUCCCCAAGACCCUCUGGAAAGAAAAGAAACUCAUUAUGGCAUACUCUGGAACAGAGCUCUGUCAGUAACAGUAUUUAUUGUUCAGGUGGAUGAUGGGAAAUCAUAGUGUCUUCUCCCUGAGGGCAAAAACAUGAGAAAUGCAAGUUAACUUAUCAAGAUUCCCCUACUAGAAAAUAUUUGUAUUUUAAAAAUACCUUUUGCAAUUCUAUAUAAGACAAACCUACCCAAAAUAGCUGUGCCUUUUAAUUGUCACUUCU